AGGUCGGGAACAGCUCGCGCUCAGUGUGCCCCAGUGUCCCGCGCCGCGAACCUGCGCUUACGCAACUGUGUUCACUCAUCGCCCCGCGCCCGCCGCCGCCGCCGCCAUGCAGACCCUGCUCGCCACCUGCCUCCUGCUGUUCGCAGCCACCCUCGCACCCGCCACAGCGCAAAGGAUAACGACGAUCCAGCUGGAUGGCGUACAAUACUUCAUAUCCAGAAUGAACCCCUACAGUCCCGAGCUCAACUACUUCCUAGCCUACCAGUACUGCAGAUCAUUAGGAUUGCAAAUGGCUUCGUUCGAGACCAAGGAGAAGGCGGACUCCAUAACGACGUAUCUGACGAAUGCAGGCUACAACAAGUACGACUUCUGGACGUCGGGCAACAACCUGGGCACGGACAUGUACCUGUGGAUGAGCACGGGGCUGCCGUUCAACGCCACGUUCAACUACAUGCGGCGCGUGGCGCUGGACGCGCCGGCCGCGCGCGCCGACGACAGCCUGGACCCGCUCGACGUGCCGCAGGGCUCCACCGCGCCGCAGCGCACCGCCCGACACGGGACGGACCACGUGAUGACCAACGGCUGCGUGGCGCUCAAGGCGCCCACGUUCCACUGGGAGCCGCAGCACUGCGGGGAGAUCAAGGACUUCAUCUGCGAGCAGACGCGCUGCUACUACUACAACUACGGGUCCAUCCCCGUGUCCUCGGCGCAGGGGAAGCCGCUGUCCCUGACGACGACGACCACGGCGCACCCCAUCACGUCGUCGUCGCCGCCGCCGCCGCGCUCCGAGCACCUGCCCACGCACUUCACGCUCAACGACCUCAUCGGCAAACUGCGGCCGUCGUCGCUGGACGGGCUGCAGUCGCCGCACCUCAAGACCAGCGUGCUGCUCAAGGCGCCGCCGCAGAUUGACUCGCACUACUCGCGCGCCUCGGACGCGCAUGCGCACGACGACAAGGAGCCGCCCACGCAGGGGCCCUACGAGGCCGACGAGGGCAUGGCGGGCGACGACCCCGCGGCCUACCUCGCGCAGGACGACGCCGCCAGCACGGCCGAGCCCGACGCCACCGAGCACUCCGUCCACGCCAGCGGCAUGCUGGCUCCCCCCGCCUACUAGCCGCACCCCCCAGUGUCGCUAGGGUGGCUCGGGCUCGCGUGAGGCCUCUCUGAUUCUCCGUGUUUAAGUAAUGAUUAUGUAAAUGAGAUUUGUAGCAUCAUUAGCGUGCGCGUGUGUUAGUGUCGAGGAAGGUAGUUUCGAGGUUUCCAUGGGACUUUCCAGAAGGUGCUGGCGACUCGUGCGAGCGACUUGCCUCCACCUUCGCAUAUUGAAUAUCACAGUCUAGUAUUCCACGGCUAAUAUAGGUAACUAAACUUUACUAAGCUAUACUUAAUAGAUUUCAGAUCUCCGGUGUUUUCAUUUAAACCGUCAAAUGUAUUAUUUAAUUAAGUUGACAAAACGAUUGAGGACAUAUCAUUCGAAAUACAGUACCUAGUUAAAUAAGUAUUUUAAGUUGAGACUUGAGAAUUUAAAGAAUAGUGAUUGUAGCGAAGUUAAUAAAGUUUAUUUUGUAAGAUU
Plutella xylostella (diamondback moth) is the source of this 1576-nucleotide messenger RNA. It is a transcript of the gene nw, whose product is annotated as narrow. The record is from RefSeq and is a predicted model, not a curated record. NCBI's taxonomy places the organism in Eukaryota, Metazoa, Arthropoda, Insecta, Lepidoptera, Plutellidae.